ACGUGGCGAGCUUGUGACAAUGUGCUGCAUUGUUUCAGCCACCGGCAACACUUUACCACCUGUUUUUAUUUUUCCAAAAAAGCAAUUUAAAAACUUCAUGUUAAAUGGAUCGCCAGAAGGCUCUCUUGGACAUGCCCAUCCUUCUGGUUGGAUGACCAGUGAAAGUUUUCUUCAAGUUAUACACCAUUUUAUAAAAUAUGUUAGGCCAACUGAAAUCUACCCUGUGAUAUUAAUAUUAGACAACCAUGAAAGCCAUCUUUCAUAUGCUGCCCUAGAAUUAGCUAAAAGAAAUAACAUUCAUGUUAUUACCCUACCACCUCAUACAAGCCAUAAGUUACAGCCACUAGACCGCACUGUAUUUGGACCAAUGAAAGCUGCCUUCAAUAAUCUUGCUGACUCUUGGCAAAUAAAAUAUGCUAGGCAAACUCUGUCCAUUUAUCAGCUGGUGGAGCUUAGAGGCACAGCUUUUCUCAAGGCUUCUACAAAACAAAAUAUUUUGUCUGGCUUUAAAACUAGUGGUGUGUGGCCUCUAGAUAAAGACAUAUUUUUGGAUGAAGAAUUUCUGCCUUCGGACGUUACAGACAGGCCUAUGGUUGCAGACCCAGAAUUACCAGACAUAGACAUUGCAAGACCAAGGGCACAUUGUAGCUCAUCAUCACCAGACACUGACACUCCUUUUGUUCCUGAUGCAACUCCACAAGGGGACACAUCAAUAAAUGUGUUGGCUCAUACAAUAUCUUCGGAUGCAGCUUCACCAAAAAUGUUUGCUUCGCCUGAAAUAUUUGCAGGCUAUCCUAAAGCUGCUCCUCGCAAGCAAACCAACAGAGGGAAAAAGCGUGGAAAAUGUAUGCUUGCGACAUCAUCACCAAUGAUGGAGGAAAUAAAAUUGAAGCAUUGCGUUAAAUCUGGAGAUAUAUCCAAUGUUAAAAAAAAUCUAUUUGAUACUGAUAUGACUGAUGAUAGGACAGAUAAUAUUAGUGACAGUAGCGACAGUAGUGAUGAAAGUAUUGAUGUCAGAAUGGAUGGUGUUGAAAGUGUGAAUGUUAACGACUAUGUUUUGUGUGAGUUUGAGGUAGGAAAGAAAGCAAAAUAUUUAGUUGGUAAGGUUAUGAAAGAAGAAGAUGAGGAUGGUGAUAUAGAAGUUUCUUUUUUGCGAAAGAGUGGGAAAAUGGUUGACAAGUUUUUUUGACCGACAGUAGAAGACAUUGGGACAGUCAGAAUAGGACAAAUUAAAACAAUUUUGCCACCACCAGUAAACUGCAAAGGUACUAAAAGAACAGAAAGAUAUAUCUCAUUUAAUGUCUCUUUAAAAAAAUACAUUUCUAUUAAUUUCUUUAAAGUUUCUUGUGUAUUCCACAGGUGGUCCAUUUCUCCCCCAAAGUCGGUCCAUUUCUCCCCACAGGUGGUCCAUUUCUCCCCAUAUUUGGGGUGGUAU
This is a messenger RNA of Biomphalaria glabrata, 1435 nucleotides long. RefSeq lists its product as uncharacterized. The coding region runs from base 20 to 1189 and encodes 389 amino acids. Gene Ontology annotation, cellular component: nucleus. The record is from RefSeq and is a predicted model, not a curated record. Gene Ontology annotation, molecular function: DNA binding. NCBI's taxonomy places the organism in Eukaryota, Metazoa, Mollusca, Gastropoda, Planorbidae. The transcript has a single exon.